Molecule: messenger RNA, 2667 nt
Organism: Mobula hypostoma (lesser devil ray)
Lineage: Eukaryota; Metazoa; Chordata; Chondrichthyes; Myliobatiformes; Myliobatidae
Product: protein HEXIM1-like
Exons: 1
Coding region: 125-940 (271 amino acids)
Biological process (GO): negative regulation of cyclin-dependent protein serine/threonine kinase activity; negative regulation of transcription by RNA polymerase II
Cellular component (GO): cytoplasm; nucleus; nucleoplasm
Molecular function (GO): 7SK snRNA binding; cyclin-dependent protein serine/threonine kinase inhibitor activity
Source: RefSeq, a predicted model, not a curated record
AAGAACAGUUGGAGGUAGGUGAGAGUGCUGGAGGUUGUUGAGAGAAGGAGGGUGGGAGGGAAUACUAAUGAUUAUGAUGAUGAGAAGGAGGACACUCGUCUCCCCCUGACGUACAGUGUAGGGAAUGGGGGAUCAUCAGACGACAGGUGACCCCGGGUGCCCGGGCGGCGAGAGCUGGUUCCCGGACCACCCUCCCUCCGCCGCCCCUGGGAACAGCGAGGGGGAGGAGGUGGUGUCGAAGCUACCGGUGGAGAGCUGUGCCCCGCGCCAAACGUCGACCGAGGGGCGCGGUGUCCCCAGAGAGCGCAAGAGGAGGCACCGGAGGCGACCGUCCAAGAAGAAGCGUCGCUGGAAGCCCUACUUCAAGCUAUCUUGGGAGGAGAAGAAACAGCUGGAUGAGAGGGAGAGCGUACGGGCGGCCAAGACCCGGGCCGAGAUGUUCGCGAAAGGUUUCACCGUGGCUCCCUACAACACCACCCAGUUCCUCAUGGAGGAACACAACCAAGAGGAGCCCGACCUCAACACCGGCGUCUGCCCUAAACGUGUCAACAAGUCGGAUGAGACGAGCGAGGAGGAAGAGCUGGAUGAGGAGGAUCAGGACAGCGGCAGCGAUGGCAUGGGAGGCAACGGCAGCGAAUUCCUGCAGAGAGACUUCUCCGAAACUUACGAGAAGUAUCACGCAGAGAGCCUGCAGAAUAUGACCAAGCAGGAGCUGAUUCGGGAAUACCUGGAGCUGGAGAAGUGCCUGUCCAGGCUGGAAGACGAAAAGAAUCGACUGAGGGGCCGACUUGAAUGCAUGAAGGCGAGAAGCGCCGACGCUGCGGAAAUACAAAUGAAAGAGAUCGAGCACGAAGUGGAGAUGUUGAAGGCUGAAAAUGAGAGACUUGAGAAAGAAAAUGAACAGUACAAACAAGAAAGAUAUUUGGAGGGCGGAGAAUAAAAUUUGGACGUUACAUUGAUAUAAUGUAAAUAUUUUAAUUCAUUUAAACGUUUUAUAAAGAUGCAUGGGAAGAACACCUUACCCGCCCUGUAUUGUUGCUUGUUCCACAUGUGUACAUUUGUGCUAAACUUUUUAUGUGCAACUUUGGCUUAAUUGUCUUUGAGAUCACAAUAUACAAUGUGUUUCUGUCUCGUUACUGUAAAAGUUUUGACGUAUUUUAUCUAGUCUUGUAUAUCUUUAAAAUGACAUCUAGCCAUUGAAGAAUAAAUAAUACUUAAGUAAAAUGAAUGCGAUGUUAAUGUGAUGUGUUCAGUCAGGUUUUGAGGCAAUGGAAAAGCUGUCAACCGUUCACUGCGCAUUGUAGGGUCAGGCAAUCUGCUACUGACAUAACGAACGCUUAUUGCUGAUGAAUGUCACUUGUCAACUGCUGUAGUGGUCUCGAGUAUCUGCUGAAAAUACUUGAACUCCCGGCGAAACUAAACUGUACAAGUGAUAAGGUGGUUGCGAUUACACGAUUGCCUUGCAGCUAUCUAACUGCAAUGUCAAACUGCGCAGAGAAUUUGUUAUAAAUGUUUGGGUAGUGUAAUUGCCAAUCAGGGGCAAACGUGCAUAACGCUUGUUUAAAGGGCCUAUUCUCACAAGAAGAGAAAAGUAAUGCGAAGAAUAUGUAGAUCGCAAGUACAAACGUUCUUUGUAUCUCUCUGUAUAAACAACAGUAAAUGCUUGUAGACCUUUGAUACAGAUUGAAAGUCUCAAUGAACAAAAUAUAAAGAGCUAAUCCUUUCCUUCACUUGCAAUUAAAUCGACAUUCCUAAACUGUUUUGAUAUUGGCCAUAAAGGAACUUUUUGGGGGUGGGAGGUGCGUUAAACGAGUUAAUUAUUUGAAGUGACAUGCGCAUUCACGUUGCCUCUUUUCAGGACGAACUCGCAGCCAGGAUUCGAUUACAUUUUUCAAGCGAAAGACAGCGAGCUCCAAAGCUCGUGCAGACGUUUUUAAAAAUAGAACGAGUUAUUUUCAAAAUGGACAGUUAUUAAUUUCUGGCUCUUAGUCACGUAUACAUCUUUGAAAUUAUAGAGGAUUGAGAUGGAUUUCAAACACGGAGAGUAAAGCUCUUAAUUUAACGCCUAGUUUAUCAAUGUUUUCCAAAAGUACAAAGCAAGGUUGUUUUUAAAAGUGUUUUAGCACGUUUGAAUAAACACUCCUUUGUAGAAUUUUGGCACAUUUUAAAUUCCGGGCAGACUGAUAAUUCUAUUAUCAACAGAGGGCGCAUUUCUUGCAGAAGGAAUAAUAAACUACUUCGCUAAUUGUCCGCUUUAAACAGCAUUAGGAAAAUCUAACAAGUAGUAUCAGGAAGCUUUAUUUCCUUAAACACGAAGCUCUGCACAUUUCUUAAUCGUGAAACGGUCGGUAUAGAGCCACUUAAAAAUGUCCACAGGUUUCGUAGCCCCUUGUGCUUGGUCGGUUAAGGGCAAUCCACACAGAUAAUCAUGUACAGCAUAGGAAGCUGUUGUGCCUCUUAGAGCAAUUCCGUUAAUCCCACGCCCGUUAUAAUUCUUUCUCCUGCGAAUAUUUAACGAGUUCCCUGUUGAAUCGUUGUCCACCAACCUAUCAGGCAGGGAAUCCAGGUCCUAAUCACUUGUAUUAAAAUACUUUCAUGUAAGCUUAAAUUUGGGCCUUUUGGUUUUUGAUUUGUGAGUCAAAAAGUUUCCCUGAACCCCUAACGACU